Molecule: messenger RNA, 1035 nt
Organism: Teleopsis dalmanni
Lineage: Eukaryota; Metazoa; Arthropoda; Insecta; Diptera; Diopsidae
Exons: 3
Coding region: 160-1035 (291 amino acids)
Cellular component (GO): nucleus
Molecular function (GO): zinc ion binding
Source: RefSeq, a predicted model, not a curated record
UAAUGCAACACUGCGUUUUUAAAAACUAUUGUGAAUGGUCACUUAAAAAAGAACGCCAGAUUGUUCAGAACAAAAGCAGCCACCUUGUUUCGUCAAUCGUGUAAAAUUUAUUGAAAACAAAUAUUUGGAAUUACAAAUUGUGCACAACAUAUUGUAAAAAUGAAAUCAAACUUGACAGAGAAAUGGAUAGUCUGUCGAGUCUGUUUAAAACAACCAAAAGAGACGAUGAACACUAUUUUUGACACCAACGACAACAAUGAUUUAACACAAAUGAUACUUGAAUGUGGCGGUGUACCAAUAAAAAAGUUUGAUCAUUAUCCGGAUAAGAUAUGUGGCAGAUGUCUACGUUAUUUACGUGUAGCAUAUAAAUUCCGUGUAAUGUGCCAACGUUCCCACAAACAUUUAAGUCGUUUCAUCGCGCCAGUUGUUGUGGAGCGGAUACCAAUCGACACAAAUGAUUUAAUAGCUGAAGAGUCAGACGCAAUGGAAUUGAAAAUGGAACCAGAUGCUAUAAUCAAUAUAAAAGAAGAACAAAAUGAACUUAUAGAUGAAGAAGAUAUUAUGGAUAUGUAUGAACCGCUUGAAAUUGAUAAUGUCGAAGAGUUCGAUGAAAUAGACAAUGUUGAUGAAUUUAUUGAUUGUGAAGAAAUCAAUAUUGUUGAAGCUGUCAUCACAGAAGAAACAGAGUACUUAGAUGAUAUUGUAAAAGCAGAAACAGAAGGCGAGGGACAAAUAGAAUAUGCGGGUAACACAUCAGAUGCAGAUUAUGUACCAAAUGAAAAAGUUAAACCAGAAAAACGCGGUAGGAAACCAAUCAAUAGAAAUGACGAAAAUUCAUUGAAGGCAAGCACCAGUCGAGGUGUACAAAAAACAAAGACCACUAAAUCACCAAAAAGAGAACCAAAACGUAAAUACAAAUCAAAAGAAUGUAUACAAUACAUAUGUGAUAUAUGCGGUAAUAUAUAUCCUUCACAAGGACGACUUACAGAGCAUAUCAAAUUGCAUAAAGGAAUAAAACCUCAUGAUUGCGAGUAA